Molecule: messenger RNA, 688 nt
Organism: Neomonachus schauinslandi (Hawaiian monk seal)
Lineage: Eukaryota; Metazoa; Chordata; Mammalia; Carnivora; Phocidae
Gene: MYL3
Product: myosin light chain 3
Exons: 6
Coding region: 67-669 (200 amino acids)
Cellular component (GO): myosin II complex
Molecular function (GO): calcium ion binding
Source: RefSeq, a predicted model, not a curated record
CGGAGCCUCACCUACCCUGCUCUCUGCUUCCUUCUGUCCCUGUCCCUCUCCGUGCUUACAGCUUCCAUGGCCCCCAAAAAGCCAGACCCCAAGAAGGACGACAAGGCAGCCUCCAAGGCAGCUCCCGCUCCCGCUCCGGCGCCUGCACCUGCGCCUGCGCCUGCGCCCGAGCCCCCCAAGGAACCUGAGUUUGAUGCCUCCAAAAUCAAGAUCGAGUUUACACCGGAGCAGAUUGAAGAGUUCAAGGAAGCCUUCACGCUGUUUGACCGCACGCCCAAGUGUGAGAUGAAGAUCACGUACGGGCAGUGCGGGGACGUCCUGCGGGCGCUGGGCCAGAACCCUACACAGGCCGAGGUGCUCCGUGUCCUAGGGAGACCAAAGCAGGAAGAGCUCAACACCAAGAUGAUGGACUUCGACACCUUCCUGCCCAUGCUCCAGCACAUCUCCAAGAACAAGGACACGGGCACCUACGAGGACUUUGUGGAGGGGCUGCGGGUCUUCGACAAGGAGGGCAAUGGCACGGUCAUGGGCGCCGAGCUUCGCCACGUGCUGGCCACACUAGGUGAGAGGCUGACAGAAGAUGAGGUGGAGAAACUGAUGGCGGGGCAGGAAGACUCCAAUGGCUGCAUCAACUAUGAAGCCUUUGUGAAGCACAUCAUGGCCAGCUGAACCUCUCGUCCCAGGUGAG